AAUAUCCUGGAGGAGUAUAGGUCUGGAGAGGCCUUCAGCACAGACGACUACUUCAAGGAGAACGGGGAGAUAGUUGGGAUCCAGGAGGAACUCCUGGACCAAGCUCAUGACUGGAACCGCAAAAGAGGUAGGUCUAGGACUGACUGAUUUAUCGAUUUAAUUUAUUGAUCGAUUAAUUAAUUCAUUUAUUGAAUUAGAUGUGAAGAGUUUAUUUCCAAAACGCUAUAUCCACCAAAUUCUCACAUUUGUGUUUUUUCAUCAGAAAUGAAUGCUUGGGCACCUUCAUGUAUGUGUCAAAUAUUACUGUCCUCCGAGUUUUUAUUCAUAGCUUUUAGAUUCAAACUGGUUGUGUUGCAAACACUAUGUAUCCAUUGUUUAGCUGGAAUGGAAUGUUGGUUUGCUGUAUAUUUAACAUACACUCUUAGGGUUCCAAAAGGGUUCUUUGUGGAGGGAUAGGGUUCUACCGAGAACCGUUUUGAUCAGAAGAACACUUUUUGGAAGACAAGGGUUCUUAGUAAGGCAAAGGGUUCUAUCUAGAACCUUUAACAUCCUUAUAACCAUUUUUGUAAGGAAGGGUUCUUUGAUGAUUCUUUGGAAGGCAAGAAGGAUUCUUUGGAAGGCAAGAAGGGUUCUACAUAGAACUAUAACUAUAUAUCAUAUUUCCCAGCAUGCUCUAUUGCAGGGAGAUUUUCAUAAUUGUUUGUUUAACUGUAAUAUCUGUGUUUUUGCAUGUACAUUGAUUAGUUGAUUAAUUUUAUGCUACACAAAAAAAUAUAAAUAACAUACAGUUUCAUAGAGGGUUCUAGGUACAACAAUAAACAGGGGGUUCUUUGAAGAACCCUACAUAGAGAGUUCUAGAUAGAACCCUCUGCAAAGGGUUCUACCCAGCACCAAAAAGGGUUCCCCUUAUGGGGACAAACCGAAGAACCCUGUAUGGUUCUACUUAGCACCUUUUUUUCUUAGAGUGUAUAAAUUCAACUCAUCAUAAAUCUAGCCUUGUGCUAUAGCGAUUGUUUGUCUCUGACAUGACACCAUCUAGUGGUAGGUUUCAAACUAAUACAUGUCAUUUAUCAACCCCAUGCCAUGACUAGAUGGAGAAAAAAAACACACCAAUCUCUUUCAUAAGCUAAUUUACCAACAUUUCUGAAAAUGGAUAUAUAGCGUUUUGGAAUGAAACUCUUCAUGUUUUAUUAAUGGUGUGAUUGGUUGAUUAAUUGGUGACUUUGAUCAUUUAUUAAUUGUGUCAUUUAUUAAUUGAUUGGUUGAACCCAUUGAUUAAGGAUGAUUUAAGGGUUAUGGUUAUGAGUUGCUCCCUGCAGUUCUUGAAGCCAUCAGAAGUAAAGUCCAUCCGAUCGUGAUUGACAACACCAAUCUGGGUAAAUGGGAGAUGUGGCCUUAUGUCCGAAUGGUAAGGACUACUUUUAGCCUGCGUGUGUGUGUGUGUGUAUGUGAACAUGUUGUUAUGACAAUACUGUGUUUAUAACACUAUGUUUCAUUCAGGCGUUUCGCCGUGGGUACUGGAUCGAGUUUGAGGACCUCCCUGUCAUUCCAUUAGAGAUUCUCUUCAGGUACUGGUGCACCCGAGAUCAGAGAAACCAAAGCAGAGUUGUGCCUGCAUCAUCUGACAUGUACAGCUACUACACACACACACACACACACACACACACACACACACACACACACACACACACACACACACACACACACACACACACACACACACACACACACACACACACACACACACACACACUAGUCCUUACCAUUCUGACCUACACAGAGACCUGGUUGUUGAAGUGCUAUCUGUCUAUACACACACACACACACACACACACACACACACACACACACACACACACAGACAACACUCACACACAGAUGGUACACAAACAUGCAUAGUGGUUGACAUGUUGUUUGCCUCCCUCCCUCUCAGCCAUUGUAAGGAGACGAUCCCCAUGAAGGAGUUAGAGAGGAUGAAGAAAGGUUAUGAGCCUGUGAACAAAAUGUGGCACGUCCUCCAUGACAAGAAAUCCAGACGGGAGUGGAUGUCCAGCUCAGAGAGACUGCAGAACCAC
Coregonus sp. 'balchen' is the source of this 2075-nucleotide messenger RNA. The record is from the annotation of a GenBank genome assembly. NCBI's taxonomy places the organism in Eukaryota, Metazoa, Chordata, Actinopteri, Salmoniformes, Salmonidae.